Molecule: messenger RNA, 2319 nt
Organism: Tricharina praecox
Lineage: Eukaryota; Fungi; Ascomycota; Pezizomycetes; Pezizales; Pyronemataceae
Product: Mst3-like protein kinase
Exons: 7
Coding region: 192-2171 (659 amino acids)
Biological process (GO): protein phosphorylation
Molecular function (GO): ATP binding; protein kinase activity
Source: RefSeq, a predicted model, not a curated record
GCCUCGGCAGCAUUGUCCCCCGCGCGUCUCCAGCUAUUGGCACGUCGUCGGCGAUAGCGAGUCUAGCGCUUCAAUCCCGCCCGAACAGCCAGCCGACUGCACCUCCCUCCAGCGCCACCGACCCAGUCCUCCCGCAUCUUCGUGUCGCAGCGAUACCCACCUGUCACUGCAUAUCAUCGCCCCGCCCCAUCAUGUCGGGCGAGUCAUUAGCAUCCAAGUUCCAGGUUUUGGAGCUGCUCGGAAGCGGCAGCUUCGGAUCAGUCUACAAAGCCUACGAAAAGGAAUCCGGAACGAUCGUGGCGAUAAAACAGAUCGACCUCGAGUCCAGCGAAGAUGAUAUACAUGAGAUCCAGCAGGAGAUACAGGUCCUGGCGACUUGCUCUAGCUCGUUCGUCACCCAGUAUUACGGUAGUUUCGUGAAGGGGUUCAAGCUUUGGAUUGUGAUGGAGUAUCUCGGGGGUGGUUCGUGCCAUGAUCUGUUGAAAGCUGGUCCAUUCGAGGAGGAACAUAUCGCCGUGAUGAUGAGGGAGCUGCUGCUCGGACUGAAUUACCUACACAGCGAAGGCAAGAUCCAUCGGGAUAUCAAAGCUGCCAAUGUUCUCCUUUCGGAUCAGGGCAAAGUCAAGCUUGCGGAUUUCGGUGUCGCCGCACAACUCACCGGCUUGAAGUCGCAGCGGAAUACGUUCGUCGGAACUCCAUACUGGAUGGCGCCGGAAGUGAUAUCACAGCAGACCGGUUACGACUACAAAGCGGAUGUCUGGUCGCUCGGCAUCACCGCCAUCGAGAUGUCAUGCGGUGCCCCGCCACAUGCUGAUGUACAUCCGAUGAAAGUAUUGUUUCAAAUCCCGAGGGACCCGCCGCCGACUCUUCCCGGGAGUGGUUGGAGCAAGGAAUUCAAAGACUUUGUGGCUCGGUGCUUGCACAAAGACCCGUCCAAGCGGGCUACCGCAAAAGAUCUGCUACGACACAAGUUCAUCCGGGGUGCUGGCCCGGUGGAAAUUCUGACUGAGUUGAUAGAGCGGAAGCAGGAAUGGGAAGAGGCACAGGAGAAAAUAGGACACUCUCCGUACCCAAAGAUGUAUGAGGAGUCAAUGAGAACGAUGGACUCGUCCGGUUCAGGAUCCGAUGAGGCGUGGGACUUCGACACCAUCCGCAGCACAAUGGACACUGUUCGAACGAAUCCUUUCGGGCUGGCUGCGAUGGCGAAUCCGGGUACGUAUCGGAGGAAAUCCGCUGUAAAUCCGGGCGCCCUUAGCACAGCACUUCACCAACUCUCCUUAAACGCGCCACCAAAUAGUGAGAACAUAUCGGCCCGUGGCAGAAACGCUGGGGGAACAAUCAGAGGCAGUGGCACCACUCGCAGGCGGACGAUGAAAAUGACUACGGAGGCGGACCAAUUCAUGCUCGACCGGGAGAUGCGAGAGCGGGACCAGGCACUUCCCAUGGGCGCGCCAGAGACAGAUUAUGGCAAGAUGGGAUCGACGGUUAGGCUUUUCAAGAGGGUGCCAGAUGCUUUCGCUGCACCGCCAUCCUACAGUCCCAUCUACGACCACGAGCGACCAGACCUGAACGAGCACAGAGCGCCGGUAAUAAUCCCAUCGACCGAAGCAGGCCUCUUGGGUCGACAAGUGCACUCGGACAUCGUCCAGCCGGCAAUCGAACAGAUUCAACCGCAGACCAUCUCCUCUGCCGAAAGCGAUGCCCUCGCCCGUCUCGACGGCGCCUGGAAAGACCUGGAUGCGAUCAACCCAGAAAUGGGCUUCCUCCUCGUCCGAAACCUCCUCGAGCGCCUCCAGCAUCAACCCCAGAUGCAAUCCCUGCUUACCCCUCCGCCCACCGCCCUCCCUACCCCCCCUCCCUCCCUCCCCACCAAAGUCGGCUUCCAACCCCGCCUAAACCUCUCGGGACAGACCCUCCUCAACCCGGUCCCGCUUGCACCCAUCCCGACCCCGAAAAAGGACAUCACUCGGCGCAAACGUACUUCCAGCAACGCGACCACUAGAACCUCGAGCUCGGGCGGCGGUGGCAGUGGCGGCUACUCGGAUGUUGACGAGGAGCCACACCUCAAGACCCAGGGUGAGAAGUUGGCCGAUGUGCUGUAUUCCCGCUGGCUGCAGGGACUGCAAUCGAGGUGGCAGCAUGAUAGGAGCUUUUCUGGUACUUCGCAUUGAGACUACCUUACAUUACCUUUCUUCACCUUUACCGCACGUUACUGCACAUUACCAACUUUACUUCUAUGUAAUGAGUUUCUCAUACCUUUUUCUUUCUUGCUUCGUGCUUCUUGUUACCUUAGUUUCUUCUUCUACUACAGAGCGGGGC